Messenger RNA from Xenopus tropicalis (tropical clawed frog), 957 nucleotides. It is a transcript of the gene or13aq1g, whose product is annotated as olfactory receptor family 13 subfamily AQ member 1G. Bases 1 to 957 code for a protein of 318 amino acids. Gene Ontology annotation, biological process: detection of chemical stimulus involved in sensory perception of smell; G protein-coupled receptor signaling pathway; signal transduction. Gene Ontology annotation, cellular component: membrane; plasma membrane. Gene Ontology annotation, molecular function: olfactory receptor activity; G protein-coupled receptor activity. Lineage: Eukaryota; Metazoa; Chordata; Amphibia; Anura; Pipidae. The record is from RefSeq and is a predicted model, not a curated record. The transcript has 2 exons.
AUGCUAUCUGGAUCUUCUGGACAGAAUACACCGAUGGGAAACAAUACCAUAUUCACUUACUUUCACAUUUUAGCAUUUUCCAGGGAAGGAGAGAAGCAGCCAACACUUUUUAUAGCCUUUUUCUUUGUGUACAUGUUUGGGGUUCUGGGGAAUCUGAGUAUAAUCACAGUUACAUGCAGUGAUGCUCACUUACACACCCCUAUGCACUUUUUACUGGCCAACCUGUCCUUUAUAGACAUCUGUUACACUACAACAACCCUCCCCAAACUGCUGCACAUCCUACUCACCGGCAAUAACAUCAUCUCCUUCCCAGAGUGCUUCACUCAGAUGUUCUUCUUCUCACUGACAGCUAAGAGUGAAAUUCUUGUUUUGUCUUUUAUGGCCUAUGACCGCUACGCUGCUAUCUGUGAUCCUUUGAAAUAUCACCUCAUAAUUAACAUUAAGAAGUGUGCCCUGAUUUUGAUAGGAAUCUGGACAUCAGCCGUUCCAAAUGCUCUUUUGGCUUGUUCAGUUAUUUCACAGUUGCAUUUUUGUGGUUCCAAUACAAUUAAUCAGUUCUUCUGUGACGGCAAAUAUGUGGCAAAAAUCUCCUGUGAGGUCGGAGAUAUCUACGUUUGCCUGUAUUUUGGGGCUGUGAUUUAUGGAGUCCUCCCAUUCCUGCUCUGUGUAGCUUCUUAUACCAAAAUAAUCUAUUGCAUUUUACAGAUUAAGUCGUCAUCUGGUAGGAAAAAAGCCUUCUCCACCUGUUCCUCCCAUCUCACUGCACUUCUUUUGUUCUAUGGAACGGCAUCGUGGAUGUACUUGGCACCAGAAAACUCACAGCAACUAGACCAUAUCAUCACUGUGAUUUUUACAGCUAUGACUCCUAUGCUGAACCCCCUGAUAUACAGUCUCAGGAAUAAGGAGAUAAAGAGAGCCAUAAAGACCUUACUUUUAGGAUACCAUGGGAAAUCAUAG